ACUAGUUUUUUUCCCCCAGCAUCUGUGUAAAAUAAUGAGGAUCACCAUCAUUCUGGCUAUGCUAAUGGGAGUAACUGGGAGCCCCAAUGGGACAAUCAGCCCUCAAGCUGCCUCAACGGACACAAUGGCUCAUCCCAACUGUAUACCCGAGGCGGCAGAUAAAACUGAAAAGAUAGAAGUACCAACAGAGAAUGUGAUGGCAACUGGUGAGCUGAACCCAAAUCACUACCCUGCUCGGAGGGCAGCUCAAGUCGUCCAGCACUACCUCAACACCCGCUAUGGUUCACCUUUCAGGCUGAUAGGAGUACAGAAGGUUCACAGUGCAAACGCAGAGGAUGUGGCAGACUCUGGAAGAAAGUAUCAGCUGGAGCUCUCAGUGAAAGAGACCAUAAGCAAUACUACAGAGAAUUGCUCUGCAGAGCUUUUCUUUCCAAGGGGAGUGGAGCAACACUCACCCAAAGUCCAGGCCUCAUGUGAGGCGCUCCUUAAAAUCGACACUAAAGCUCAAGAAGAGGCCCUAUACCAAGAGUACAAGAGGAACCAAAGCCUGGUGUCAGCACAGAACUUACCUGACAGCCAUGGUCGCAUUGCGCCUGACAUGGAGCCUUUUUGGCAGCUGGGCAUUCUGGCCUCCUCCUUCAUCAUGCUGAAUGAGUCCAAUGAAAACACUCUGUACAACGUGGCUCAGGUGGCCAACAUCACACAGCUGGCAACUGAGGAUGAUCAGCUGAAGUUCGACUGUCACACACUGCUGCAUGACAUGGUGUCGCAGGAAAUCAUUCACUGGAAGCUGCUGUUCACCUGGUCUCCUGCAGAGGGGGUUAAAGUGCUGCAGAUGGAGAAGCUGCCUCACCGCCAUGAACAGGAAGAACCUCCAAACACUAACUAAACUGCGGGCAUUCAUCACACAGCCAAAACCACAUGUUCUUGCUCACAUCUUACGGUCAAAUAUUGGAGCAUAAAUGUUUUUAUGAUGAAACUGCAAGCACUAGGCCAAAAUUUAAACCUGGAAUUUCCACUUAAACUUUUAUUAAACUUUCAUUUAUAUGUAAA
Messenger RNA from Archocentrus centrarchus (flier cichlid), 1053 nucleotides. It is a transcript of the gene lxn, whose product is annotated as latexin. Bases 35 to 889 code for a protein of 284 amino acids. Gene Ontology annotation, molecular function: metalloendopeptidase inhibitor activity. The transcript is spliced from 7 exons. The record is from RefSeq and is a predicted model, not a curated record. NCBI's taxonomy places the organism in Eukaryota, Metazoa, Chordata, Actinopteri, Cichliformes, Cichlidae.